Messenger RNA from Selaginella moellendorffii, 2970 nucleotides. RefSeq lists its product as uncharacterized. The transcript has 10 exons. Bases 1506 to 2639 code for a protein of 377 amino acids. NCBI's taxonomy places the organism in Eukaryota, Viridiplantae, Streptophyta, Lycopodiopsida, Selaginellales, Selaginellaceae. Gene Ontology annotation, biological process: regulation of monoatomic ion transmembrane transport; potassium ion import across plasma membrane. Gene Ontology annotation, molecular function: inward rectifier potassium channel activity. The record is from RefSeq and is a predicted model, not a curated record. Gene Ontology annotation, cellular component: plasma membrane.
CCAGUUCCUUUCUCCUUAGUAGUAGGAGAAAUUGACACCACGCUGAGCUUGUAAUCUCUUCCUAGAACUAACAGCAAAUCCUUCCUUCCACUUCUUCCUCUUUGUCGAUGUUCUCCCAGUCACUGUUGGGAUGGUCAAUCAAAAUCCCUCCACUUUGGCCGAUCGAUCGAGCGGUGGUCACUGUAAAAUGGGGCGUGCCAAUUCGAAAGUGGAGAAUCUGGUGAAUCAUCAGCGUUGGAAUCUUGUCCUUCUCUCCCCGUCUGUCAUCCACGCGUCUCGUCCACAAGAGCGUUUUAGGUGAAACAGGAAGGGAAAUAAAAGAAAAUGUUCUCCACAGGAUUAGGGUUCUUCACUCCCAUCGCGAGGAUCUAUUGCGCCACAGGCGAGGCGCGCUACAAGACAAUGGCGAUGGCGUCACAGCAGCAUCACUUUGGCGCCCAGCCAUAUUCACGAGGUAUCAAAAGAUUCUCUUCUUCGCAUUGAUGGCGCCAGCGACGAUGCGCCUCUGGAGCAGGACCCAAUCCGAGGCCUCUUGUUAAACACCAUCCUGUUUCAAUCCGAGCUCCCGGAGUUUGUUUCUAGCGGGAGCAACUGCGAAACGAUGCCUUCGAUUCUUGAUGAAGCAGAACUUUUCGGGGUUCUUCACGGCCACUCCAGUGAUGCUCAGCUUGAUCUUCACGGUGCUCUACGUGCCGGCAUUCGAGGACCUCUCUUUCGAUGAGCAAGCUUUCCGCGAGUUAACGCCGCACGCAGUGUUCCAGAUCUUCAUGUUUAGCGUCUCGCUCUGUACGGGACUAGAACCCGAGGUCUCGCCCAUCUCUCCGUACACUAUGGUUUUCGCCAACGUCAAUGCUCUCUUGGCACAGCUCUUGUUCGCCUUUCUCAGUGGCGCUGUGUUUUCACGAACCUCGCAACCAUCGCGGCCGAUAUGAUGCUCGUCGAUGGCGAUCAUAUCUCGAGAAAGAUCAAUCUUUCAGAGUGCUCAUGGGACCACAACCGUGCGAACUGGUUGAUCUCAAGGUUGAGCUCACCUUGAAAUACACUUUGCUAUCAAAGUCGGGGAAAUACUUUUGGGGAAUGGAACCUCUCAAGCUCGUUCGCAAGGGAUACUUUUAUCUCAAAUAUGGAAUGCUUGUGAAGCAUGUAAUAGACGAGAAGAGCCCACUCUACCAGCGAUCUCCGGAGAUGCUGAUCAAAGAAGACGCGAUCAUCUCCCUCGGAGUGGUUUCCUCCUCAUUAACAAGAACACGAGCGUUUACAUUGUCGAUCAGACAAUAGGUUUUGAGUGGAAAAUUUUCUAGGAUCGUGCGUCAUCUUUUUCUUCGUUGGAGUCCCAGCCUCAAUCAAACUGGAAGUUCUCACCGAUUACAAGGUAUCAUUGGAAAGUGGAGAAUCUGGUGAAUCAUCAUCGAUGGAAUCUUCCCUCCCCUUCUCUCCUCCACGCGUCUCGUCCACAAGAGCUUUUAGGCAGCGAGGAUGGAUGGACAGAAGAGAAAUACGAGAAAAUGCUGUCCACAGGAUUAGGGUUCUUCACUCCCAUCGCGAGGAUCCAUUGCGCCAGGGCGCCGCCGACGAGGCGCGCUAGGAGAAAAUGGCGAUGGCGUCACAAGAUCGUCACUUUCGCGCCCAGCCAGAUUCACGAGGUAUCAAAAGAUUCUCCUCCUCGCAUUGGCGAUGGCGAUGGCGAUGGCGAUGGCGCCGGCGACGAUGCGCCUCUGGAGCUGGAGCUCACGCAAUCCGAGCUCCCGGAUAUUGUUUCUAGCGGGAGCUACCAGGUCUUGCAAGACGAUGCCUCCAUCGUCUCGGAUUUCUACACAUUCUUGGUGAAGCAGGACUUUUCGGGGUUCUUCACGGCCAUGGUUGCGGCUCCAGUGAUGCUCAGCUUGAUCUUCACGGUGCUCUACGUGCCGGCAUUCCGGGACCUCUCUUACGAGGAUCACGCUUUCCGGGAGUUAACGCCGCUCGCGCUGUUCCAGAUCUUCAUGUUUAGCGUCUCGCUCUGUACGGGACUAGAACCCGAGGUCUCGCCCAUCUCUCCGUACACAAUGGUUCUCGCCAACGUCAAUGCUCUCUUGGCACAGCUCUUGUUCGCCUUUCUCAGUGGCGCUGUGUUUUCGCGACUCUCGCAACCAUCGCGGCCGAUAAAAUGCUCGUCGAUGGCGAUCAUAUCUCGAGAAAGAUCAAACUCUUCACGAUCUUUCAGAGUGCUCAUGGCUAGAUUCGUUUUAACGGGACCGCAACCAUGCGAACUGGUUGAUGUGAAGGUUGAGCUGACCUUGAAAUACACUGCUCUAUCAAAGUCGGGGAAAUACUUCCGAGGAAUGGAACCCCUCAAGCUAGUUCGAAAGGGAUGUUUUUAUCUCAACUAUGGAAUGCUUGUGAGGCAUGUAAUAGACGAGAAGAGUCCACUCUACAAUCGAACUCCGGAGAUGCUGAUCAAAGCAGACGCAGCCAUCUCCCUUGGAGUGGUUGGUCUCGAAAGAUCAUCCAUGCAACCGGUUUUCCACGUCCAGGAAUACUGUGCACGCGAGGGACACAUUGUCUGGGACGCGAAAUUCAACGAUAUGAUCCUCAUUAACAAGAACAAGAGCGUACGCAUAGUUGAUCACUCUCGGCUAAGCUCGUGGACUAGACAAUAGAUUUUGCUACCGGGAAGUUCUCUGAGAUAACUAGCAUCUAAAGUUAGAGCCGAGAGGAAAAGUUUUCUAUACCCGAGAUCACGCUGAGUCUUCCUCGUCAUCACCACUGUCGUCAGCGAUGAGCUCGCGUCUCUUGUUUCCUCGGUCGAACAGAUGAAGCCACCAGAUCUUUUUCUUCCUUGGCUGCUCGAAUUCCACACCUUCGAAUUUCAGCUUGGAGUCAAAGUAGCGAGUGCCGUAAGCGCCGCCCAGCCCCCAGCCAAGUCCUACACCAACGCCGCAGCCUCCACCUAGGAAGAUCAAUAAAAAAUCACUGAUUCUCAGCGUGGAA